Messenger RNA from Lepisosteus oculatus (spotted gar), 1070 nucleotides. RefSeq names its product survival of motor neuron 1, telomeric (gene smn1). Gene Ontology annotation, biological process: mRNA processing. NCBI's taxonomy places the organism in Eukaryota, Metazoa, Chordata, Actinopteri, Semionotiformes, Lepisosteidae. The record is from RefSeq and is a predicted model, not a curated record. Gene Ontology annotation, cellular component: cytoplasm; nucleus. Gene Ontology annotation, molecular function: RNA binding.
ACAUCAUUUUAAACAACUGUCGCCCGAAGUGAAUUCACGCUGUUUCCAAAUUGUUGUCUGCAGGUCUGUGUUUAAACGUGUGUUUAUUCAUGGCAAAUGGAUAUAAAGAAGUACUAUUUACACGAGGCAUUGGACAAAGUGAUGAUUCUGAUAUCUGGGAUGAUACAGCGUUAAUAAAGGCAUAUGACAAGGCUGUGGCAUCCUUUAAGAAUGCCUUGAAGAGUGAGGAUAACACUGAGUUACCUAAAAAAGGAAAAUCACCAGCUGGAAAGAAGCGUAAAAGCAACAAGAAGAGCAAAAGCCGAAAGAAAAACAACGCUAUCCCAGACAAGGAGUGGAAGAUUGGGGAUUCCUGCAUUUCUGUUUGGUCAGAAGAUGGCAUUGCCUAUCCAGCUACUAUUAAAUCUGUAGACCAUGAGAAAGGCACUUGUAUUGUUGUUUACACUGAUUAUGGGAAUGAGGAGGAGCAGAGCCUAUUGGACCUUCAGUCUCAGAAUUCUGAGGAAGAGGUUGAAAUGGGAAAUGCUGCCCAGGAGAAUGAUCCUGAGUUUUCAACUGAUGACAGUGACAGGUCGUCCACCCCGCACCUGCCCAGUCAGGCUAAGCCCAAAGCCAGAUCUCCUCCAGGACCCCCUCUGUGGAAUCGUGGUUUUCCCCCUCCCCCACCGCCAAUGCCAGGGUUUGGCAUGGCUGAACCAAGAAUUGAUGGACCUGCUGCUGCCUUCCCUGGCUGGCCUCCAUUAAUUCCAGGUGGACCUCCGCUGAUCCCCCCUCCACCUCCAUUGGGUCCAGACUUCACAGAAGAUUAUGAAGCCUUGGGCAGCAUGCUAAUCGCAUGGUACAUGAGCGGAUACCACACGGGCUAUUAUCUAGGACUAAAGCAGAGCCAAAGGGAUUCUGCUUCAGGAAAUAAGUCCCAGCACAAAUGAGCAGUGCGGGUCUGGUCUUUGCCAGAAAAUAUGUGGACAUCUCUCCCAGGGAGAGCAGUGAAACCUUCAGCAACUGCCGCUACCAUUUUUUUUUUAACCAUGGAGUUUGUAUUUGUUGUAAAUAAAAGAAAAAUGAAAAAA